AUGGCCGACCCCAGGAUCCUGCUCGGCGAGCAUCAUGAGCCUCAACAGAAUGGAUUUCAAAACGGCAGCGGGGGCAUCGACCCCAGCAUGUUGCUUCUCAAUCCCAACCCUCCACUUCCCCAGCUACCCAAGGCCGAACCGCUCGCCAUCUCCAUCUCCGCCGCCUCGUCAUCGUCGGCCAACACUAUCUCGCCGUCGGCCCUUCACCACACACCAGUACCCGCACUCCCGCCGCCGCCGUCGUCCUCCGGCCCGCAAAAGUUCAUGCGCCCCUUUGCCUUUGGGGAAGCGCUCCCAUAUUCGCCUUUCACCUCCAUCUCACCUUUGGAAACGCGCAUCAUUCCGAUCCCCACCCUGGCAGCGAAGGCGGCUUCUAACGAACUGUCACAGCUUGUCUCGCAGCAAGAGUUCAAUACGUUGAACAACAAUGCGUUUGGUCAGGCUGCUUCUUUAACAGGACGCAGCGUGGACGACCUGCACCAGCUCCUAGCCAACAGCAGGGUACCUCAGUUCAACUUCAAGCCGUUACCUCAAGCAAGCGGAGGCGAUUCGAACGGCGCGGCGCCGGCGGACCUGUCGACACCGAACCCUGCAUCGAACUUGAAGCCCAUUACGAAGGCCGUGUUUGAGAAAGCCAACAUCCCCUUCCGCUACCCGAGCCCAGAGUCUCCGAGCAAGCCGCCGCCCACCAACGGCAGCACCCCCCAGGCAUCCACAACUCCCAACACCAAGUCUACUCCGACCAAAAAGUCGGGCACGUCGUCAAAAGCAAAGGAGAGUGCUGUCGGUAACGGCAACAUCGCCACCAGCAACGGCGUGGCGGGCGACACUACUUCACUCAAUGCACAGGCGCACUCGCAAAAUAGUAUGGCCAAGAUUGAGAUUAGCAUUCCUUCACUUCCACCAUCGUAUGCCGCGGACGCCAUUGUUGUUGACGACAGCCCCAUCAACACUACGCCGCCGACAAAUGGGCUGGAUGCCCCAGUGAAGACCGAAAAUAUCACGGACGGUCCACAUUCGGUACCAAAAGAGACUCCCGUGCCCAUCCCGGUUCCGAAAAACGAGACCCCAAUAAAGCCCCCCAUCACAGGACAAGAUACCAAGGGCUCAAUAUCGAUUGAGCUUGUAGCUGCGCCCAAUUUCAACCCGCAAGACUAUCAGGUUGUUGCGGACCUCCCUGACGACAACGCACAGGACUUCUUUAGCGACUUAGACCAGCGUCAAAGAGCAGAAGCCGCCUUCCAGGAGCUCCUACGUCUUUUCCAGGACAUUUUCGAAGCUGAGAUGAAUGUGAACAAGCAGCCUGGAAACGCCCCGCUUAUCUCCUUGACUGCAGAUGAUGAGCCAACGCUUACCGACCAUGCCUUGAGAAAAGCGCAGGGCACGAUGCAAAAGGCCAUCACAUUGGGCUGCUUUGCAGACAUACCCAUCGAUGAUCUUCUACACUUGCAGCGCCUCUGUGACGGCGCCUUACGUCAUUCUCUCAGCCUCGAUCUCAAGCUCAGCACGGAAGCGACCGAGUCUGAAGUCGACGAAUGGGUCACCCUGCUGCGUUUUGCCGAUACGGGCCUCCGAGCCGCUCGCCUGUCUCUCAAGAUUAUGUCCGGUGGCCGCGAAGACAAACAGUUGUACUCUGAGAAUGUCAUCCAGUCGGCCGUCGACCUGUUCAAGGUUGUCAUGGACAAUGCCGUGGUGCCGAUUGCAGAGCUGCGCAGCUCUGGUCCCCUGGAGCGGCGGUUCAAGCAGCUGUCGUCGUACAAGAAGGCCAUCUCGCCUCUCUUCAUGGCUGCACAGCGUCUGUUCUCUGGCAUGACGACACUUGUUCAGGCGAUCGACUUGUCUGAGCUGGUCAUCAACUCGCUCGAGUUCUGCGCUUCGCACCUUAUCUUUGUCGAAAACGCGCACACCGAGCGCGACUCCGUCCUGGGUGUUCAGGCCUUUGACGGCCUGCGCCUAGCGGCCAUGGAUAUGCUGUCGCAGAUAUUUGUCAAGAAGCCCAUGCAACGCCGUGGUAUCUUUGACGAUAUCCUCACUUCCCUCGAGAAGCUACCUGUUGGAAAGCUGAGUGCCAGACAGUUUAAGCUUGCAGACGGCAAGAGCAUCCAGCCAGUAUCGGCCCUCAUCAUGCGCCUUGUGCAAGCCAGUGCUGGGCGCGUGGCUGAGAAGGAAAAGUCGUCGUCUGGCAUCGUCGACGAAGUUAUGGAAGACGGCGAAAAAAGCGAGAAUGAAGCCGAGGAGUCCAACCAAGCGCCCAGUGCUCCCGUGGCUACCAUCGCCUCGGAAGAGCAAGGCGCUUAUGAACACGAACUUUCGAUUGCCGAGCUGACGGACGCCGCAUCGCCCCUGAACAGCACGGCGUACGUACACGCCAAGUACGUUAUCAAAUUCAUCGUUGAACGGGCGCAGAUGUCGUCCAAGUCAGCCGACACCCCAUACCGCAACCUCUUAGACCUGUUUGUCGAGGACUUCACAGCAUGUCUCGAGACCCCUGACUGGCCGUCUGCAGAGCUUCUUCUUCGUCUUCUGAUGAUGGCCAUGUUCAAGCUCACAGAAAACGACAAGGUCCCAGCACCUGUGAAAAACAUGGCCCUGGAAGAGCUUGGUGUCAUCGGAGCGGCUCUUGCAAAGUUGCGGUCAACAAUCCACCAGUCUGCAAACUCGCCGGAGAAUACGGGUCCUGACGAGCUGGACCGCUUGUUGUCGGACCUGGCUGGGGCAGCACUAGGCGACAACCCCCCAGCGGAAGAGUUUCUGGCUUGGAAGGGACCCUUCUCCCCCGCCUUGGAAUACCUCGAGGACCGGAGUUCGCAAGACCCUCACUUGCGGGGCGCCAUUUCUUAUACUGUGGCGGACUGGGCUGCUCGGGUCUGCCGUCUGUACUCCACACGUGCCGAGGCUGCAGCCGCAGCUGCCGCUGCGGCCGCGGCCGCUAGCGACGAGGGCGAGGGCAAUGACAGCAUCAAGGCGCGGGACAACCGCGUGCUAGAGCGACAAAAUAGAGACCUUGGCAGAAUCGCCUACCGACUCCGUGUCAUGAUCGAAGACAACCGUGGAGUGGCCGGCAACCGGGCCUUCAAGGGUGUUACCGCGGCGCAGGCAAAGCUCUCCUAUGCCAUUGUUGCUCUGAGAUCGCCACUAGGCGGCUCCUUCAACGAUAUCAUCAACAUCCUAGCAAUGGGUAUGGGCAGCGACCAGGCCACCGUCCGCAGCAAGAGUUUGAAGAGUAUCACAGAAGUUCUUGAGACGGACCCGUCAAUUUUCGACAACCCAGCGUCGAUUGUCGGUCGUCUCAUCCGCGAAUGCUGCGCCGACUCGUCGGUGCAAGUACGAGACUCUGCACUGGGUUUGGUCAGCCGCGCUAUCAUCCUGCGGCCAAAUCUGGAGUCUACUAUGAUCAAGACCGUCAUCGAUCGUUUCCUGGACUCUGGUGUCGGUGUCCGCAAACGUGCCAUCAAGAUUGCGCGAGACGUCUAUUUGCGGAACCAUUCCAAGGAAAUCCGCAGUGACAUUGCGAACGGCUUGCUUCACCGCAUUCAGGAUCCUGACGAGGGCGUCCGGGACUUGGCACGGCAGACGAUCGAAGAAGUCUGGGUGACGCCUUUUGCAGAGACGGUGGCCGCCAGCGCGGCCGGUACGGAGACCACUGCCGAAAAGUCAUCGUUGACUGAGCAUGUCAUUCUGAUUCUGCAAACGGUGAAAAACGGGUCGAUCACCCCCAUCCUUGACAGAGUCUUUCAAACCAUCCUGUCGCCCACGGCCAAGGCGGCGACGGCGAACUUUGAUGUCUGCAAACGUUUUGUCGCAAUCAUGUGCGACCUUGCCGACAACCCCGACAGUGACGAUCCAUCUAUACCAUCUGGAAACGAGGCACUCCAACUGAUGAUGAUCUUUGCCAAAGCAGACCCGCGGCUCUUUACCUUUGAGCAGAUCCGCCUCUUGAAGUCGCACAUUGUCAAUGUGAAGAACGUCAAGACUGCUCAAGACAUGGCGACAGCCCGCGCUGUCGUCGUCAUCUACAGCCGUGUCCUGCCACAACUGUCAAGCGUGAUGAAGCCGUUCUUGGAGGAGAUUAGAAGUAACCUGCUACCGAGCGUUGUCGCGGUCAGCAGAACACUCCUGGACGACGUGAUGGGGUGUAUAUGGGUGGUCAGUGUCCUUCUGAAAGACCCAAAACCGCUCGUGCGUGUUGUCAUUUCAGCCAUCCGCGGCGUAGUCAAUCAAGAAAAGAUGACGGACAACGACUCGGACUUUGACAAGAAGGCGAAGAGAUUCCUGCGCUACGCUCUGAUUGUUGGCAUGGCGGGUAAGCAUUGCGAUUUCGACAGCGAGAUCGAGACCUUCCGGGCGCAGUUUCCGUCGUACAACUUCUCCUCCGUGUCGAAGCUCAUGGUUGAUACGCUCUGCCCGAUUUCUAUCCCGCCAUGGCCCCUCGCUAUCCGGCGCAUCGCCCUGGACGCAAUGGGUCUGAUUUGCCAGUCAUGGCCGCGCAACUUUGUGGAGAAGAACGUCUAUACAUCGUUCCACAUUGCAUUCAAGCAGCAAGACCCCAGCCUGGAGGUCAAAAUCAUGCAAUCAUUAAAGGAGUUCCUCACAAAGGAGGAACUGCGGUCCGAGACAGGAUCUGAUCCCAAGGCGCAGAAGGCUGCACGCAACGAUGUUGGGAAGUCGGCCCGUGUCGGCGAGGGUGCUGGUAAGAAGAGACAGCUCACCGUCAUGGGCGGCACAAACCACGAUGAUGUUGCAAGCGCGACGACACAGCGGUUUAUGGGUGACAUUACACGCAUUGCGCUUGGCUCGGUCAGCGAAGAAGCAUAUUUGGCUGCCGAGAUACUUGCCAGCAUUAGCCGGCAAGGUCUCGUGCAUCCCAAGGAGACAGGCGUGACAAUGAUCACCUUGGAGACAUCGACAAUGCCGAAGAUGGCCGAACUGGCGUAUCGGGAGCACCGUGCACUGCACAACAAGUACGAGACGGUGUUGGAGCGUGAAUACGUCAAAGCCGUGCAGACUGUGUUCCAGUACCAACGAGAUGUAAUCAACGACACCCGCGGCGCCACGACGGAACCGUUCACAUCCAAGCUGCACCAUCUGAUGGACGUCGUCAAAGACAGCAAGUCCAAGAACCGCGGCCGGAUGCUGGAGAAGAUGUGUGGCCAAGUCGACUUUGAACCGAACAAGCUGGACGUGUCUGAGGAGACACCGCACCACCUGGAGUUUUCUCGCUUCGUUAUUGAAAAUAUGGCGUUUUUCGAAUUUGUCACCGUGGCCGAACUCCAGUCGCUCGUCUCAACCAUGGAAAGGAUCGUCCACACAACAGGUGUCACCAUCUCACAAACUAUUGAGACGGACAUUUUCGAUCCGUCUGGUGGUCAAAAGGAGACGCCUGUCGUCCCUGACGGCGCCGAGGGUGGCGAGACGUCAGAACCGGUACCAACUGGGCCUGCCCUCCGUCCUGGCCUCGCUCCCCGCCGCCUGAAGCAGAUUGCCACCGGGUGCAUGGUGCUGCUCUGCCUUUGGGAGGCUCGUACGUUCCUGUGCCGGCAGUACGGCCUCAAGCGCGAAGGCAACAAGGCCAAGGGCGCCGGGCGCGACUCGACGCGUGCUCCGACCAAGGUCCAAGGCAUAACGGCCGACAAGUUUUGGGAGGAGAUGAGCUCUAUUAUGAAGGGACUCGACUCCGAGGCGCUCAUGGCCGCCCGCUGCAAGGCCUUUGUGGAGCUGCUGACGGUCGACUCCGACUUUAAGCUCGAAGAAGACGACGGCAACGGCAUGGACGACGACGACCCGGCGACGCCCAGUGGCGGCGAAGACGACGGUGGCCGCGAGCGCGGCCGGAAGCGCAAGGGCGGCAACACACCGGGCGGACGCAAGAAGCGGCAGCGGUCGAGCUCACAGCAGCCCCGCAAGAGAGGCCGGCCAAGGAAGAGCGCCGGUCUCGACGAGGAUGGCGACGGCGAAUUUGAUUUCUAA
Messenger RNA from Sporothrix brasiliensis 5110, 5967 nucleotides. Its product is annotated as cohesin loading factor subunit SCC2. Gene Ontology annotation, molecular function: chromatin binding. The coding region runs from base 1 to 5967 and encodes 1988 amino acids. The transcript is spliced from 3 exons. Gene Ontology annotation, cellular component: Scc2-Scc4 cohesin loading complex. NCBI's taxonomy places the organism in Eukaryota, Fungi, Ascomycota, Sordariomycetes, Ophiostomatales, Ophiostomataceae. The record is from RefSeq and is a predicted model, not a curated record. Gene Ontology annotation, biological process: regulation of gene expression; establishment of protein localization to chromatin; replication-born double-strand break repair via sister chromatid exchange.